AUGGAUUUUGUUUUGGAAUAUGGACUUUGUGUUCGAAGCGAAUUGAGUAUAAAAAGGAUUAAGUUUGAGCAUAGUGAGAUGUCGGAUUAUCAUGAAUCUAGUAGGGAAACCAAGCCUGUUAUUCCUGCACAGAGUGGUAGUAAUGAGGAAAAGUACAUUGGGGAGGUGUUUAUCAUUGAGAUGAUGCAACAGUUUAUGAAUCUGAAGCAGUUGGGCAGAAAAAUAUAUGAGUAUGAAUGUGAGUUCCACAGAUUGAGCCGAUUUGCAUCGGAUUAUCUUCCAACAGAGAAAGCAAUAAUUGAUAGGUUUAUUUCUAGAUUGGAUCCUCGUUACAGAAGGAUUUUGGUUUCUCAUCAUUUUACUGCUUUCCAAGAAGAAGUAAACAAAUCUAAAGCUAUGGAGAACGUUGACUUUAAAGAUCUAGAGGUGAAAAAGCCUCAAACAAGCAAAAGGUUUGGAAACUCUUACUCUGCGCCCUUUUUCAAAUGCAAUAAAGAUCCUGGCUCUACUUACUCUUAUAUUAGUGUAAGGCUGGUUAGAGACAGGGGAAUCUCUUUAGAACCUAUUUCUAGUGAUAUUGUGGCUAUCAAUCCACUGGGUCAUAGUGCGAGGAUUAGUCGGAUAUGUUGGGUAGAUUUUUGUUUGAAGAGAUUGUUCUUAAAUGAUGCAAAAGGUUCAGAGAUAAUAUUUGUUGGAGAAAUGGGAAAUCCCUUAUGCAAUUUAAAUAUUAAAGAGGAAGAUACAUCAAAGAUAGCUUUCAAGACACGGUAUGGACAUUACGAGUUCAUGGUUAUGUCGUUUGGUUUGACCAAUGCUCAGGAAGCAUUUAUGGAUUUGAUUAACCGAGUAUUUCAGCCUUACUUGGAUCAGUUUAUGGCGGUAUUUAUUGAUGACAUUCUAGUGCACUCGAGCAUAGAGAAAGAGCAUGAUGUUUACCUACGUACUGUAUUCCAAAUCCUUAAGGAGAAAAAGUUAGAUGCCAAGCUGUCAAAGUGUGAGUUUUGGAUGUCGGAAGUUUCUUUUUUUAGCCAUGUGGUCUCAGUAGAAUGGAUAAAGUUUUAUCCUAAGAAAUUUCAGGCGAUACUGGAGUGGAAACCCCCAAAUAAUGGUGCAGAUAUUCGAAGCUUCUUAGGACUUGGUAGUUAUUAUCGAAGGUUCAUGAAGAACUUUUCGAUUAUUGCUUCUCCACUGACCAAGCUAUUGAGAAAAGAUGUUCCAUUUAUUUAG
Messenger RNA from Hibiscus syriacus, 1227 nucleotides. RefSeq lists its product as uncharacterized. The record is from RefSeq and is a predicted model, not a curated record. Bases 1 to 1227 code for a protein of 408 amino acids. The transcript has 6 exons. Lineage: Eukaryota; Viridiplantae; Streptophyta; Magnoliopsida; Malvales; Malvaceae.